AUGGAGUAUGACCUGUUAUCACAGGAAUCUAAAGGUGGAUUCGAUUUGGAGAACGUUUGGAACUUUAUAAUGCAGAAGGUAUUGUAUCAAAUGACAAAGCCCUCAACCCAGGAUGAUGGCUCGUAUUCGAAAUACUUGGUACAGACUGCUGAUUUCAACGAUGAAGAUAUACCAGAGAGAUGGCAAGACUGUGAGUACAUCGUCAUAUAUGAACAUAGACUCCUCAAUGAAAACCAGGUUCGUGGGUUGAUUCUCGCAAGUUAUGAUGAUGAAGAGGAUAAAUUUGCAGAAUUCCACGAAUGGUUUGCCAAAGUUGUUAUACGUGAUUCCAGACUUCACCUCAGCUAUAGUGAAUACCUUGGUAAAGUUGAUAUGGAUUUGGCAGUUGCAACCACAGUGGCUGAUUUCUUUAAAGAGAAUCUGCUCAAUACCACAGAACAGGAUGAAUGGGGUGAUAAAGGACGUGAUCACUUUAUAGGGAAGUUGUCGUACUUCACUAAAAGAAACAAGACAAUUGAAGCUGUGUUGCCUGCUUUCCCGUGUAAAAGUUCCAACUUGAACAAGGUGGCCGGGACAAUUCCAGAUCUGGGUGAAGAGAUGGCUAUCACAAGACUGAUAUCCUUCAACAGGGCCAUCAAGUCUGUUUACAAGCCUGGAAUGAAAUUGUGGAUUGUCAGUGAUGGACAUGUCUUUAGCGACUGUAUUGGUGUUGACGAUGAUGUUGUGGACAAUUACACCAUCCAAUUGAGGGAUUUAUAUGAGAAGGUUGCAUCAAAACUCGGCGUGCUUGAUGAAAACCUCAUUGGAUUUGUCUCUUUGAAAGAUAUUUUCUUCCAUAAAGGACUGCCAUCGACGCCAGCACUGGUUGAAGAGGUUGAGCUUUGUCAUUAUACUGGUACAAAGAUUUGCGACGAGUCUGAACUGUCACGUAAGAUACUCAUGGCUUCGUGUGAUACAGAUGCUGGCAAGCUUAGAAGGGACGUUGAACAGGAAGACCACCCAAGACUUCACCUUUAUCGAGGUUUCACCAGAUUUAUGUGUGAGGACCUGCAAUUCAAUCCAGUGUGCAAGGCUCUUUCUAAAAGAGCAUUCAAGAAGACUGUGUCUCGUGUUGCAUUUGAGAUGAUUAAGAGAAACGAUGCCUAUUCCAAUUUGGUUGAGCUUAUGUUUCCGCAUCAUAUGCGUCUUUCAAUCCACGCCCAUAACAAUGGUGGUCCAAAGUUUGGUAUCAAGAUCAUUGAUCCAUUGGAGUGCAGGGUGAUUAAAUGCUUCAACAGUUCUGAGACACCAGAUUUUGAGGAUUUGCUCCACAUUCCAACACCAUGGCAUAAUUGUAUUGUUCAAGUGGACAACAAUGAUGUUUGCUAUAUGACAAAGUCUAAAGUUGUCUUUGAAGCCUUGGAGGCUGGCCAUUACAAUGGAGAGUGGGUCAGAAACGGUGAUGGAAGUGGCUACUUCCAUUUGAAGAAAAUGUAA
This is a messenger RNA of Williopsis jadinii, 1476 nucleotides long. It is a transcript of the gene DIT1, whose product is annotated as Dit1p. Lineage: Eukaryota; Fungi; Ascomycota; Saccharomycetes; Phaffomycetales; Wickerhamomycetaceae. The coding region runs from base 1 to 1476 and encodes 491 amino acids. The record is from RefSeq and is a predicted model, not a curated record. The transcript has a single exon.